Erinaceus europaeus (western European hedgehog) is the source of this 5465-nucleotide messenger RNA. RefSeq names its product coiled-coil and C2 domain containing 2A (gene CC2D2A). The record is from RefSeq and is a predicted model, not a curated record. Gene Ontology annotation, biological process: protein localization to ciliary transition zone; non-motile cilium assembly. Gene Ontology annotation, cellular component: ciliary transition zone. Lineage: Eukaryota; Metazoa; Chordata; Mammalia; Eulipotyphla; Erinaceidae. Bases 73 to 5178 code for a protein of 1701 amino acids. The transcript is spliced from 35 exons.
CUUGUCCCUCUGCGCGGGCCCUGCUGGGGGUACCAACACUUGCCACCCCCUUCUCCAGAGCCAGGGGUGCAGAUGGAGACGGGGGCACGCCCCUCCCCUGUAGAGGAACCUCCAGUGAACUUGGGGUCCCUGGAGAAAGAUUCCUCGAAGCUCUGUCCCCUCCCAGGAGAAAAGUCUAGGGAGUCUGGGAGGCUCUGGGCUGGGGUUGUCAUCAGAGGCCAGGGCGAUAGGUGGCAGUGCAGGAUUACAGAUGGGGACCACCCCCCCCCACCCCCCCCAACCUCCCGCCCAGACCAGGCUCAGGCUGACUCAUGGGUAACCCCUCCCGCAUCCCGCCCCCUUGCCCCCAAGCUCCAAGCAUCCCCGCCAGAUCAAGCUUCUGGAAGCAGGCGCUUCAGUUCCCUGGUGCAGAAAGCCAGCCCAGAGGACAUGGUGUCUGAGAAGUCCCCUUCCGACAGCCUGCAGGAGCCAAGCCAGGAUGACCCCAAUGGCAGUCUGCUAAAUGUGACUGCCCGGCGAAGCCAACGGAGCUUACCUCCAACUCCUUCAGCUUCCAGAACAGGCUUUGCAGAAUUUUCCAUGAGGGAGCGUCUGCGGGAGAAGUUACAGGCUGCAAGGUCCAAAGCAGAAAGUGCAUUACUGCAAGAAAUUCCCACUCCUCGACCCAGGCACUUAAGAAGCCCCAGAGAGAAAGAAUCGGAGACUGAGCUUGGUACAGAGCCACGUGCAGAAGUAGAAAGGACUCAACAAGAAGAUGACUCCCAGAGUAAUUCAAGAGUGAAGGUCCGUCGUUCUGCACGCAAAAUUAAGUCUAAGACCCAGGUCCCACCUGGCUACCCUUCUGCAGAGGAAGCCUACAACUUCUUCACUUUCACUUUUGAUCCUGAACCAGAAGACUUGGAAAAAAAGCCAAAGUCAAAGCCUAGAGAAAGAAGAAACCAAAUGGAGGAGGAAGAGGAGGAGGAGGAGGAGGAAGAGGAAGGACAACACCCCAUGCAAACUAGAGCCAAUAAAGCGGUGACAGUCGAUGAGGAAGAUGUACUCGGCCGCCCAGAGGAGGAUUUUCUGCUGGACUUGGGCCCUACGGAGGAAGACUUUGUGGCGGUGAGGCCCGCGGAGUAUCAGAGUGUCCACACUCGGCUGCAGGUGGAGGACAAGCUCCUGUUCGCCCCCAGCAAACACUCAGUGCCUAUGUAUAAGAAGCUUCCGGAGAAUGUGCAGCCCAGGUUCCUGGAGGAUGAAGGCCUGUACAUCGGGGCCAGGCCUGAGGUGCCCCGUACCAGCCAGAACAUCAUGGAGAACAGGCUGCUGGUGCAGGAGCCGGUGCAGAAGUGGUUCGGUGAUGAUGGCAGGAUCCUGGCCCUGCCAAACCCCAUCAAGCCCUUCCCCUCAAGACCCCCGGUGCCGGCACAGAGUCAGGACGUGAAGAGAGAACUGGAAACCUUAUAUAAAAAGGCAGUAAAAUACAUCCACAGCACUACUCAGCAUAUGAUUGGAUCGGGAGACUCUCCUGUGAAUUUCCAGCUGGAUGUGGACAUUUCAGGGCUGAUCUUCACCCAUCAUCCCUGUUUUAGCCGAGAGCACGUUCUGGCGGCCAAACUGGCCCAGUUAUAUGACCAGUACCUUGCCAGACGCCAGAGAAACAAGGCCAAGUUCCUCACCGAUAAGCUCCAAGCUCUAAGAAAUGCUCUUCAAAUGGGCCUCAAUCCAGCCAACCCUCACAAGUCUCCUAACCUAACCCCCAAAGCCAUCAGUGAGUACAAGUCUGAAAUUUGGCAGACUCGAAAACUCCGUGACGCUGAGCAAGAAAAAGAUCGAACACUGCUCAAAACCCUCAUUAAGGUCUGGAAGGAGAUGAAGUCCCUACGAGAGUUCCAGAGAUUUACCAAUACACCCUUGAAACUUGUUUUGAGAAAGGAAAAGGUUGACCAGAAAGCAGACGAGGAAGCACAGGAAGCUGAAAUCCAAGCUGAGCUCAGCGAGCUGUUGGAAGAGCACUUGAUGGAGUACGAGGAGCAGCUGGAAGUGUACAAGGCUGCCCAGCAGCGGUGGAAAGCCUGGAGGAAAGCCCGGAGAGCCAAGAAGAAAAAGAAGAAGAAGAAGAAACCGGCAGAGGAAGAGCAGCCCCAGGAAGAAGAGGAGGAGGAGGAGGAGGAGGAGGAGCAGGGGGAGGAGGAGCCUGUGAAGCCCGUGCCUCCUCAGCCCACCAACAGGGCGGCGCUCGAGCAGCAGGUGAGGGAGCGCGCAGCCCAGGGCAGGAGGAGGCCGGGGGAGCCCGUGCUGGUCCCUGAGCUGAGCCUGGCGGGGAGCGUGACACCCACCGACCAGUGUCCCAGGGUGGAGGUGUUGCGCAGGGAGGACGUGAAGAGGCGCUCGGUGCACGUGAAGGUGCUCUUCAACCAUAAGGAGGUGUCGCGGACCGACAGCAGGCCUCUCGGCACUGACUUCCGAGUUCACUUCGGACAGAUUUUCAACCUGCAGAUUUUCAACUGGCCGGAGAGCCUGACACUGCAGGUGUAUGAAACAGUGGGCCACAGCGGGACCAGCUUGCUGGCGGAAGUGUUUCUGCCCAUCCCUGAGACGACCGCUGUCACUGGGAGGGCUGUCCUGGAAGAGGUCGAAUUCAGCAGCAACCAGCAUGUGACCCUGGACCAUGAGGGUGUGGGCAGCGGCGUGCCCUUCUCCUUUGAAGCCGAUGGCAGCAAUCAGCUGAUUUUGAUGACCUCCGGGAAAGUGGCCAAUAGCGUGUCCUGGGCCGUCGGUGAGAACGGGAUUCCUCUCAUCCCUCCACUGUCACAGCAGAAUAUUGGGUUGAGGAGUGCUUUGAAGAGAGCAGACGCCAUCUCAUCCAUUGGUACCUCAGGACUGACGGACAUGAAAAAACUGGCCAAGUGGGCAGCAGAGUCCAAGCUCGACCCAAACGACCCCAACAACGGCCCCUUGAUGCAGCUGAUAUCGGUUGCGACCAGCGGUGAGUCCUAUGUCCCUGACUUCUUUCGACUGGAACAGCUCCAACAGGAAUUCAACUUUGUUUCAGAUGAAGAGUUAAAUAGAUCCAAACGGUUCAGGCUUCUCCGUCUCAGAAGUCAGGAGGUACCAGAAUUCCGGAAUUACAAGCAGGUUCCACUUUAUGACCGAGAGAUUUUAGAAAAGGUAUUCCAGGACUAUGAGAAGCGGUUACGAGAGAGAAAUGUAAUUGAAGCCAAGGACCACAUUGAUACUCACAGGGCCACAGUGGCCAAGUAUCUCCAACAGGUGAGAGAAUCAGUGAUCAACCGCUUCCUAAUCGCCAGGCAUCACUUUCUCCCUGCUGAUCUGAUAGCAGAAGAGGAAGUCCCCAACAUCAGCAUUCUGGGCCUCAGCCUGUUCAAGCUGGCGGAGCAGAAGCGGCCACUCAGGCCCCGGAGGAAAGGCCGGAAGAAGGUGACAGCCCAAAACCUGUCUGAUGGGGACAUCAAGCUGCUGGUGAACAUCAUCCGGGCUUAUGACAUCCCCAUGAGGAAGCCCGUGGCCAGCAAAUUCCAGCAGCAAUCUAGACCUUCGCGAACUUUCAUCGAGAAGCACCCUGCUUCCCCAGCCACACAGAGCCCAGCGCACAGCACCGACUACCCCCUCGACCAGGUUCGCGUGCGUCCUUUUGUAGAAGUUUCUUUUCAGCGAACGGUUUGCCACACAACUACGGCUGAAGGCCCCAACCCCAGCUGGAAUGAGGAACUGGAACUUCCAUUUAGGGCCCCCAGCGGGGACUACAGCACCACCAGCCUGCAGUCAGUGAGAGACGAUGUGUUCAUUAACAUCUUUGACGAAGUGCUCUCCGAUGUCCUCGAGGAUGAGCGUGACAGGGGAAGUGGCCUCCACACCCGAAUUGAGAGACACUGGCUGGGCUGCGUGAAGAUCCCCUUCAGCACCAUUUAUUUUCAAGCCAGGAUUGACGGAACAUUCAAGAUUGACAUCCCCCCAGUCCUUUUGGGCUACAGCAAGGAGCGGGGCUUCGACUCGGUACGGAGCCUGAGCGAGGGCUCCUACCUCACUCUCUUCAUCACCAUGGAGCCGCAGUUGGUGCCUGGGGAGCCGGUUCGGGAGAAGUUUGAUUCACAGGAAGAUGAGAAAUUACUGCAUGCCACAGAGAAGUUCCAAGCUGAAUGCUCCUUAAAGUUUCCACAUCGCCAGUGCCUUACGACAGCAAUCAACAUCAGUGGGAAAACCGUCUUCAUCACACGGUAUCUCAAGCCUUUAAACCCACCUCAGGAGUUCCUGGAUGCUUACCCCAACAAUCCACAGGCAACGGCAGAGCUGGUGGCUCACUAUGUGUCUUUGAUCCCCUUUUUGCCCGACUCGGUCUCCUUUGCUGGCAUCUGUGACCUCUGGAGCACGUCCGAUCAAUUUCUCGAUCUUCUGGCAGGAGAUGAAGAGGAGCAUGCGGUGCUGCUGUGUAAUUAUUUUCUCUUCCUGGGUAAAAAGGCCUGGCUCGUGAUGGGCAGCGCCAUACCAGAGGGUCCAACUGCCUACGUGCUGACUCGGGAGCAAAGUCACUACUUGAUAUGGAAUCCUUGCAGCGGACAUGUCUACAGACAGUUUGACACGUUCUGUCCCUUAAAAAGCGUGGGAUGUUUAAUAGGUCCUGACAAUGUGUGGUUUAACAUUCAACGCUAUGACUCCCCACUAAGGAUAAAUUUUGAUGUCACCAAGCCCAAGCUAUGGAAAUCUUUCUUUUCAAGAAGCCUCCCCUAUCCUGGCCUUUCCAGUAUCCAGCCAGAAGAGCUCCGCUACCAGCACACGGAUAAAGCCGCCGCCUCAGAGCUGCAAGACAGAAUUGAAAAAAUCCUGAAAGAGAAGAUCAUGGACUGGAGGCCCCGGAACCUGACUCGGUGGAACAGGUACUGCACCUCCACCCUGCGUCACUUCCUGCCCCAGCUGGAGCGGAGCCAGGGGGGAGAUGUGGACGAGGACCACCAAGCAGAGCUGCUCAGGCAGCUGGGCGACUACCGGUUCUCUGGAUUCCCCCUCCACAUGCCCUACUCAGAAAUAAAGCCGCUGGUUGAAGCAGUCCACAGCACUGGAGUCCAUAGCAUUGACAUUCCCAAUGUUGAAUUUGCGUUAGCUGUCUACGUCCACCCAUACCCCAGAAAUGUCUUAUCUGUUUGGAUCUAUGUUGCCUCUCUUAUACGUAACAGAUGAUCCGUUAGGAAAUGAAGAGUAUUUGGAAGUGGUAUGUAUUACAACAGAAGGAAAAUAUUCAUUGCGAAUCAUGAAAUAAAAUCAUUAUUUUUUAUAGGGGGGGUGAAUGCUUUACAGUGUAGCACUGACAUAUGCAUACAGAUUGAAUAAUGUAACAGGCCCCCAGAGUUAUUUUCCUACCCCCCUCCCCUCCUUGCCCAGAGAGAGUCCUUUGCUUUGGUGUAAUACACCCUGUCUCAUCCAUAUUUUACUUUGUGCUCUUCUUAAAUAAAAUGAUUUUUAAACCA